AUGGAAGAAGCGAGUACACGCACGGUUUACGAAGAGCGGGUUCGUAUCGAGAAAUAUCGACUCUAUAUUCAGACGAAGUUCAAGCAAUGGUUCAACAACUGGGAAGCAAAAUGCAAGGAAAUACGCGAUGCUAAAAUGUCGGAGGCGAAGGAAGAACUGGUCAAGUUUGCAGAAUAUGCGGAUUGUGUUUCAUUUGAUGACUUCAAAGUCAUUUACUAUGCUCGCUUCUUGGAGAAGGACAAGGCGUAUGAAAUCAAGAAGAAGGCCAAGCUGGAGCAAGCGGCAACCGACAUCCGAUUCCUCGAAACCUUUGGUGCGGAAUCGGAAAGCGACGAAGAGUAA
Molecule: messenger RNA, 342 nt
Organism: Phytophthora nicotianae INRA-310
Lineage: Eukaryota; Oomycota; Peronosporomycetes; Peronosporales; Peronosporaceae
Exons: 1
Coding region: 1-342 (113 amino acids)
Source: RefSeq, a predicted model, not a curated record